Messenger RNA from Hyphopichia burtonii NRRL Y-1933, 4890 nucleotides. It is a transcript of the gene RPA190, whose product is annotated as DNA-directed RNA polymerase I core subunit. The record is from RefSeq and is a predicted model, not a curated record. NCBI's taxonomy places the organism in Eukaryota, Fungi, Ascomycota, Pichiomycetes, Serinales, Debaryomycetaceae. The transcript has a single exon. Gene Ontology annotation, molecular function: DNA binding; DNA-directed RNA polymerase activity. Gene Ontology annotation, cellular component: RNA polymerase I complex. The coding region runs from base 1 to 4890 and encodes 1629 amino acids. Gene Ontology annotation, biological process: DNA-templated transcription.
AUGGAUAUCUCUAAGCCAGUGGGUUCUGAGAUCACAUCUGUUGAUUUUGGGAUUUUGUCAGCUGAUGAAAUUAGAAGGUUGUCAGCUAAACAAAUCACUAAUCCAACAGUUUUUGAUAAUUUGGGACAUCCAAUCAAUAAUGGGUUAUAUGAUUUAGCAUUAGGAGGGUUCCUUAGAAACUUAUGUGCUACUUGUGGUCUUGAUGAAAAAUUUUGUCCUGGUCAUCAAGGUCAUAUCGAAUUACCCGUUCCAGUUUACAAUCCAUUAUUUUUCAAUCAAUUAUACAUUUUCUUAAGAUCAUCAUGUCUUUAUUGUCAUAAAUUUAAAUGCAGUGAUAUCGAUGUUCAUCUUUAUACUUGUAAGUUACGUUUGAUUCAAUACGGAUUGUUAUCAGAAUGUAUCGAACUUGAUAAUAUUCUUAUUAAAGGUGCUUCUGCUCUUGAUAAAAAACAUGAUGACGAAGAAGGUGCCGAUAAUGAAGGGGUUGAUCCUGCAUUAAGACGUGAUUUACGUGAACGUCGUGAACUCUUUGUUGAUACCGCCAUUGCUACUGCUAUUAGUGAAGGUAGAACUACCGAACAUGGUAUUGUUACUGCCACCGUUGGUGAAGAAAGAAAAGCAGUUGUUCACUCUUUCUAUAAAAAAUUAUUAUCUAGACCAAGAUGUGCUAAUUGUGGUAUGGUUUCUCCUUCUUUCAGAAAAGAUGGGUUUUCGAAAAUUUUUGAAAAUUCUUUACCAGAAAGACAUAUUACCAAUAAUAGAGUGAAAGGUCUUCAACGUCCUGAUAUGUUAAAAUCUGGUAAUUCUACUUCUAGUAGUGAAAAUAUCCCAAAUAUUAAACAUAAAAGUGGUUCUAAAUAUGUUUUAUCAACUGAAAUUAGAAAUAUUUUGAGAGCCGUUUUCGAAAAAGAACAAGAUAUAAUGCAAAAAAUCUUCCACUCUAGACCUCAAAAUAAAGAAGUAGUUUCUGCUGAUAUCUUUUUCAUACAAGCUUUAGUUGUUCCUCCAACAAGAUUCAGAUUACCUUCUAAAUUAGGUGAUGAAAUUCAUGAAAAUGCUCAAAAUGAAUUACUAUCAAGAGUUUUAAAAACCUGUUUAUUAAUUAGAGAUUUAAAUGAUCAAAUUUCAGCUUUUUUCACAAAGGGUAAACUGAAUGUCGAAGAUAGAAAAAUUGUUUUCAAUAGAUUAAUGAAUUCUUUUGUCACCAUUCAAAAUGCAGUAAAUGCAUUCAUUGAUUCAACUAAAGAUCAAAAUGCUCCAGCCGGAAAAUUACCAAUUCCUGGGGUUAAACAAGCUCUAGAAAAGAAAGAAGGUUUAUUCAGAAAACAUAUGAUGGGUAAAAGAGUUAAUUAUGCUGCUCGUUCAGUUAUUUCUCCUGAUCCAAUGUUGGAAACUAAUGAAAUUGGUGUUCCUCCUGUUUUCGCUAAAAAAUUAACUUAUCCUGAACCUGUCACCUCUUACAAUGCAUCUGAAUUAAGACAAGCAGUUAUUAAUGGUCCAGACCAAUGGCCUGGUGCUAUCCAAGUUCAAAAUGAAGAUGGCUCUUUACAAUCUUUAAUUGGUAUGACUUUGGAACAACGUAAAACAAUCGCUAAUCAAUUAUUAACACCAUCCAAUGAUUCUUCCGUUGUUAACAAAAAAGUUUACAGACAUAUCAAAAAUAAGGAUGUUGUCAUUAUGAAUCGUCAACCAACUUUGCAUAAAGCUUCUAUGAUGGGUCAUAAAGUAAGAGUUUUACCCGGUGAAAAAACCUUAAGAUUACAUUAUGCUAAUACUGGUGCUUAUAAUGCUGAUUUUGAUGGUGAUGAAAUGAACAUGCAUUUCCCUCAAAAUGAAAAUGCUAAAGCUGAAGCCUUAAACUUAGCUAAUACUGAUUCUCAAUAUUUAACUCCAACUUCUGGUUCACCAUUGAGAGGUUUGAUUCAAGAUCAUAUUUCUGCAGGUGUGUGGCUUACUAAUAAAGAUAGCUUCUUCAAUAGAGAAACUUACCAACAGUUAAUAUAUGGUUGUAUUCGUCCUGAAGAUGGUCAUACCAAUGGUAACUCAAGAAUUUUAACAGUUCCUCCUGCUAUCUUCAAACCAGAAGCUUUAUGGACCGGUAAACAAGUUAUCACUACCAUAUUAUUAAAUAUUAAACCUAAAAACGUCCCAGGUAUUAAUUUGAAUUCCAAAAAUAAGAUUAAAAAUGAUUAUUGGGGUGAAGGAUCAAAUGAAAAUCAAGUCGUUUUCAAAAACGGUGAAUUAUUAUGUGGUAUCCUUGAUAAGUCUCAAUAUGGUGCUUCUCAAUUCGGUAUUGUUCAUUCCUUACAUGAAGUUUAUGGCUCAGAUGUCGCUGGUAAAGCUUUAUCAGUAUUGGGUAGAUUAUUCACUAAUUAUAUUACAAUGACUGCAUUCACUUGUGGUAUGGAUGAUUUAAGAUUAACUAAAGAAGGUAAUGAAUGGAGAAAUGAAAUCUUAAAAGAAUCUGUUGAUAUAGGUAGAGUUGCAGCUACUGAAGUGACUAAUUUAGAAAAAGAUACUAAGAACGACAAUAAAGAAUUAUUGAAACGUUUAGAAGAAAUUUUACGUGAUGACGAUAAAUUAGGUAUUUUAGAUGCUGUUACCCAAUCUAAAGUUAAUGUUAUUUCUGGUCAAGUUGUUAAUAAAUGUGUUCCUGAAGGUACUAUGAAAAGAUUCCCUUACAAUAACAUGCAAUCUAUGGCUUUAUCUGGUGCCAAAGGUUCCAAUGUUAAUGUUUCACAAAUUAUGUGUCUUUUAGGUCAACAAGCUUUAGAAGGUAGAAGAGUACCAGUUAUGGUAUCUGGUAAAACUUUACCUUCUUUCAAACCUUUUGAAACUGAUGCAAGAGCUGGUGGAUAUAUCAAAAGUCGUUUCUACUCUGGUAUUAAACCUCAAGAAUAUUAUUUCCAUUGUAUGGCUGGUCGUGAAGGUUUAAUUGAUACUGCUGUUAAAACUUCUAGAUCUGGUUAUUUACAACGUUGUUUAACCAAACAAUUAGAAGGUGUUCAUGUUACUUAUGAUAAUUCAGUUAGAGAUGGUGAUGGUACAUUAAUUCAAUUCUUAUAUGGUGGUGAUUCAAUUGAUACUACUAAACAAUCACACAUGAAUGAAUUCAAAUUCUGUGCUGAUAAUUAUGAUUCAUUAUUGAGUAAAUAUAACCCAGGUGAGUUAAUUCAACAUUUGGAUACUGAUACUGCAUUACAAUAUAAUAAGAAAGUUAAGAAGAACUUAAGAAAACAAAAAGACGUACCACAUUAUGAAGAAAAUAUCAAAUACGAUCCAGUAUUAUCAGUUUAUAACCCUGCUAAGUAUUUAGGGUCUGUUUCAGAGAAAUUUCAAGAAAAAUUGGACGACUUUUGUGAUAAGAACAGCGAUAUGUUUAAAAAGAAUAAGAAUCUUAGUGAAAAGAAAUUCAGGGCAUUAAUGCAAUUGAAAUAUAUGAGAUCAUUAAUUAAUCCUGGUGAAUCAGUUGGUAUUAUUGCUUCUCAAUCUGUUGGUGAACCAUCAACACAAAUGACAUUAAAUACUUUCCAUUUUGCUGGUCACGGUGCAGCUAAUGUUACCUUAGGUAUUCCACGUAUGAGAGAAAUCAUCAUGACUGCAUCAGCUGCCAUCAAGACUCCACAAAUGACUUUACCACUUUUGGAAGAUGUUAGUGAUCCAAUGGCUGAAUCGUUCUGUAAAUCAGUUACCAAAAUUCUUUUAUCUGAAUUUAUUGAUAAAGUUACCGUUACUGAAACUACUGGUAUCCAAGAAAAUCAAGAAAAUUAUAGAAAUUAUAAUAUCAAAAUGAAAUUCUAUACUAAGAAAGAAUAUGAGGAAGAAUAUGAUAUUAAUCAAGAAUACUUGGAAAAAGUUAUGUGUCAAUCAUUUUUAACUCAAUUGGAAGCUAGUAUUCAAAAAGAAUUGAAAAAGAGUGUUAAUACUGAAUCUGUUGGUAAAGCAUUACCAAGAUCCAGAACUGAUGCAGCAUUACCAACCGAAAAAUCAUUAGAUGAUGGUGAAGAUGGAGAUGCAUCUGAUGAUAAAUUGAAAGCCAAUACCAAACAAGCUGUUUCAUAUGAUGGUCCAGAUGAUGAAGAAAUCGAAGGUAUGAGAAAAGCCGAAGAAACCAGUGAUGAAGAUAUGGGAGACUCUGAUGAAUCAUCAUCAGAUUCGGAAUCAGAUUCUGAUGAAGAAGAGAAAAAAUUACCAGAAAAAAUUGAAUUAAGUAGAUCAGCAAAAGAUAGACAAGCUGAAGUUAUAACAUCCCAUAAUUUAGUUCGUAAAUUUAAUUUUGAUGAUAAAGAUGGAGAAUGGUGUGAAUUUGAAUUAGAAUUAAUUGGUAGAACUCAAAAAUUAUUGAUGGUUAAUAUCAUUGAAGAUAUUUGUCGUAAAGUUGUUGUUAGAGAAGUUCCAAAUAUUGGUAGAUGUCUUUAUCCAAAAGUUGAACCAGGUAGUAAGAGAUCAUUAACUACUGAAGGGGUCAACUUCAAAUCAAUGUGGGAACAAGAUGAUUUCAUUGAUGUUAAUGGUAUAACGUCAAAUGACAUUGUAUCAGUAUUGAAGACUUAUGGUGUUGAAGCUGCAAGAAAUACUAUUGUUUAUGAAAUCAAUAACGUUUUCGAGAAAUAUUCCAUUAGUGUUUCUUCACGUCAUUUAGAUUUAAUUGGUGAUAUGAUGACAAGAGAAGGUACUUAUUUAGCAUUUAAUAGACAAGGUAUUGAUUCUUCAACGUCAUCAUUCAUGAAGAUGUCAUACGAAACUACAUGUCAAUUCUUAACCAAAGCUGUUUUGGAAGGAGAACGAGAAGAUUUAGAAUCACCAUCCGCUAAAAUUGUUUUAGGUAAAUUAUCAAACGUUGGUACUGGUUCAUUUGAUGUAUUUACUAAAAUGCCAAACUUAAACUAG